Molecule: messenger RNA, 1433 nt
Organism: Betta splendens (Siamese fighting fish)
Lineage: Eukaryota; Metazoa; Chordata; Actinopteri; Anabantiformes; Osphronemidae
Exons: 6
Coding region: 812-1357 (181 amino acids)
Cellular component (GO): cytoplasm; membrane
Source: RefSeq, a predicted model, not a curated record
CCAUUGUGGGCCGCACUAAAGACCGCUUGUUAAAUGCUGCGAGACACAAACACAGCAGUUGAGGCGGUUAAUUGAUCAGCUUAAACUCUGGCCCUAAUUAGCACAUUCUCAGAAGGAAGAGCUAAGAUGGUUGCUACUGGCUUUAAUUGACCUUUACAAUUCAAUAGUCCACCUUCCAAGUGCAGAAUUUUACAUAUCUAUGGCAGCAGGUGGGUGAAAGGCUGAAAUAAACCAGGCUGACAAGCUAUUUGAAUCCUCUCUAAAAUUUUUACUGUACAACUUGUGGCGUUUUCUCUUCAUACACAUUCUAUUUUUUCUUUCUGCUUUAUUUAUUUUCCUUUUAAAUGCACCUUCAGUGUAUAUAUCUACAUUUAGACAGUGUCAUUUCUCAUCAUCUUAAAGCAUGUAGAUCAUAGAUUAUUUUGUGGAGUGGAACUUCUGGCCCUUUACAUCCGACAAACUCAGCUUAUUAUUUCUCUUUGCUCUAACAGCAUAAACAUUUUCUCGUGUGUCUUUUCUCAGAAGGCAGGUCCUGCUGAAGGUCUGGUCUCUGGCUAUUUAUAGUGACACCACAUGUGUCUCAGUGAAAUUUCUCAUGUGGUCUCACAAAUCACACUUGUUCCAACUACAACCUGUUGGUCACGUCUUCUCCAGCCCUCACAUGUUAUUUUCUCAGAUAAAGCUCUUAUCGCUCAGUCCCCCAGCCGAUGAACUUUGACCCUCACUUAUAGGCUCCCCUCUGCUCCUCCUCCACAGCCAACACAGUCAAUCAGAAACAAGCCUGUGUCCAUAUGCUUGAAGAUUCAUCACUAUGAAUCGAGCCUGGGCUGUUUUCAAGGCCCAUCCGUACAUUAGUAACGUCAUGGGAUACACAGCACUGUUUGCCUCAGCCGACCUCAUACAGCAGAGCAUGCUGGGUGGGAAACCUACAGGACCAAAGGGCUCAGUUGGGAUAGAUUGGGGUCAAACUGCUCGCGUGGCCACUGUUGGCUUCUGUUUUCAUGCAAACUUUAACUACCACUGGCUCAGAGGGCUGGAAAGGAUGCUGCCUGGAGCCGGAGUAAGGACCGUGGCAUCAAAAGUUGUGAUAGAUCAGCUGGUCGCAGCUCCUCUCACCAUCAGUGCGUUUUAUAUAGGUUUGAGUUUACUAGAAAAAAAAGGUGACCCACUUGAGGACUGGAGACAGAAUUUUUGGACAUCUUACAAGGCUGGGGUAGUAUACUGGUCAACAAUGCAGGCAGUAAACUUUGCGUUUAUUCCUCCUGUGGCUCGGACAGUGUUUCUGGGAGGCAUCGCUCUGACUUUUACAAUCUUCUUGUGCCACCUCAGGCAUCAUCGUAGCCGCAAGGCAGAAUAAGGCUGACACCAAUUAAUUGUAAUGCAAUGAUGUAUUAAUAAAAAAAAUCCCUACUCAAUAAAUAUUAUAAUUGCUA